UGAGAAUCGAUGGCGCAGAGGCCCGCUUGACAGGACAAUAAACCACAAAGAAGGGCCUAGAAACCGGCUUCCCGCACCGUGAGGACGCAGCGAUGCCCCAGCAGAGGGAGGACCCGUCUCCGUCCCGCCGCCUCGGCCUGGCAUCCUUCCGCCUCCAGACUCAAAAGCCCGGCCACGACUUCCCAUGAGGCCGCUACUAGAACUCAGCUCGACCGAUCUGUAUGGGGCCUCUCAUAUAUGAAUUGACAUGGAGGAUGAAGAUGGGACUUGUCUACUUGAUGUUUUGUGUGACCCCCAAGCCCUGAACGACUUCCUUCAUGGGACCAAUGAGCUGCAGGCUGAAGACCUGCUCAUUAACUCCUCCUCUGGGGAGCCUUCCCUCUUCACAGAUGCCCCGAGUCCCGUCUCUCUGCUGGGAGAUGGCAGGGAUUCUCCAGACACACCUCCACCUGGGUGUGUGGACCUGUCCUUCCUGGAGGAGGCCCUCCUGUCAUCGCCGGAGGGUGGAGAAGACCCACAGGUGGAGCAGGGAGAAACACCCGUGGAGGUUGGAUUUGAGGCAAAGAAGGGAGAAGUGGAAGAAAUGGAGGAGGCAGAGGUGGCAUGUGAUAUCCUCCAGCAGAGCCUGCAGGAGGCUGAGAUCACAGAGCAGACCAUGGCUCUGGAGGCAGGUCUAGCCCAAUCUGGGGACAGCCUGUCCCUGUACUCGCCUGCCCCUCUCCUCUCUCCACCCACCGUACCAUUCUUACACAAGUCUGUGACCUUGCCUGUCACCCCAGUGUUGCCCAGAGACACCCAGGCAGCAGUGGAGCCCCCCCAGCCCUCCCUCCUGGCUGUAGGGCCAGGCUGCCCUUCUUUAAAACCUGCUGCCCCUCCUCAGCUGAUGGGUCUCUUGCCUGGAAAUGUGUUCCCUGCUGCUUCUCCAGAGACUUCCUUUUCUCUGAGUCCUGCCCAGGGAUCCAGUAUGAUCAUCCACAAGGCUGUUCCCAGUGUGACCAGUCGUCCUCUUAUCACUCCAACCCUGAGAGCAACAACAGCAGCAGCCCCGGGCAUCCUCCUGCAACGUGCCCCUCUUCACAUCCAACCCAAGCUGCCCAUCAGCAUUCAGCCCAGACUGGUUCAAAUUAGCCCAAAGCUUUCUGGGCAAAAACACACUCAAAGUCUUACUUUUGUCCCUGGGACUGCCUCACCAAAUAUUUUACUCUCCCAACCUCCAGGCCAAAAGCCUGCAGCUCCACCGCCGCAGCCCACCCAGCAGCUCCACAAACAGGUCAGCCUGCAGCUGGUCAACCAGGGCGGCUCCUUUGUGCUCCACCCUCAGGGACUCUUCCAAGGCCAAAGCCAAUUCCUUCUUCCAGGCCAGUCCCCUGUUACAAUCUCCCAGCCUGCCAGUGCAGCUCGAUCGCUGCUGAACCCCAGUCACCAAGGCCCAUCGGUCCACAGCCUGACUCCCUCUGCUGGGCAGCUCGUAGACGGCUCUCAGAUCCUAACUGUGCCACAAAGACAGCUGAACUUCAGCCCUGUCUUCACCACCCCUACAGGGCAGCUAGCACUCCGCCAGGCCACUGUGCUUUCAGGACCUUUGCAGCUACAGUCAGCGCCCCCUACUGUCUUCCAGAUGCCAGCACACCUGGCUGGAACCUACACUCCAGGAGGGCAGGGGCAGCGUGCAACCUUGGUCCACAGUCCAGCUCUUGGAAACCACAUUACCUUGAUCAACAGUUCAGGGGUGCUUCCCCCAGAUCUCACGUCCAUCUCGAUUGUUAAUGGCCCCUCAGUAGUUCAGGGGCUGCCUUUUGCUGCCCAGGCCCCGGCUCCUCAGACAGGAGUGACAGAAGGACAGCUGAGCCUCCAGCAAGCCUCCGUGGUGCUGCUGCCAGAAAGAACAAUUCAGGAGGAGAGGACCAGCUCAGAGGAGACCUUCCACCAACUAGCACAACCCUACGGACAUGUUCUCCAGCAUGUCUCGGUGCAGCCAACCUCUUCUGGGCUGCAGUCCUCCUCUCCUCCUGUGGUGACAGUCCUGCAACCUCCUCCUGAACCACCUCUGGUCCCCGAUCCAGCUGUGGAGAUCCCUAAACUUUUGAUGCCCCCAGCAGACAUGACCCAAGUAGUGGAGGAGGUGACCCACUCGAUGAGUCAGAACGAGGCCUUUAUGCAACAUCUGCAACAGCAAGCACUUAGUUCUCCUAUCACAUCCGAAUUGCUUGUCGGAUCGCUGCCUGUGGUGCCGUUGGAGACACUUGCCUCCCCAGUCGCCAACGAGAGAGACACCCAACCACAGACCCAUGCAGUCUCCGGUCAGGACACCCGCACUGUGAUGUCUGACCAAUGUGUCGAGGCUUCUCCGCUUCACUCAGACCCAGAGGACACGCCGCUGAUCUGCCCCUCGCCUCCCAUUCAGGACACCGAGAGACUAGCUCAGACGAGUUUCUCCCCUCCAGCUGGGCCUCGGAUCACUCUGCCUGGAUCUGAGAGUUCAGUCCCCCAGAUCACAGCACCCCAGCUUUGCGUCGAGCCCCAAGUCCAGUACCAGGUCACUCAUCAGCUCCAGGUUUCACAGGCCUUAUUUGGCCAGGACCAGGUACAGAUCCAGUCGUCCGUUUCCCAGUCUCUGCCCCAGAUCCAGGCCUCAGCUCCCCAGCUCCAGGUCCAGUCAUCUGUUUCCCAGCCUCAGUCCUCGGUCAUGAAUUCAGUCCACAGCAGUCCCUCCCCUCUGCGUGUCAGCGUCUCGGUGCCUCAGCAGCAGCCUGAUCCCAGAGCUGCUGGUCUCUCCAAAGGAGGAGACGACUCCGCUGUCCAACAGCACACACAAAACAAGCCAACAGCUGCCUUGGUCGUGGAGAGUAAAGCGUUUACUCUUGAUGACCAUCCACCGUCUCCUGCAGCUCAGGGUGUCCAGGUUCACGGGCCCCCAGCUCCCAGAGAGUGCGUCCCCAUCGAGACGAGCCAGCAGACCGGCACCAAGCUGGCAGGUCCUCUGGAGCAGCAGAGAGAUGAGAGGCUCACACCAGCAAUGCGCAGGCACAGGUUCCAGCAGCAGAUUUGUUUGGACCACGCAGCGGUUCAGACCCCCUUCACCGGCACAGCCUUUUCCACACUGAAAGAUGCUGUGAGAUGUCUGCUACCAUACCACACCUGCACUGGUCACCUGCCCACUCAGGAUGACUUCAAUUUAGUGGACCAGGAGUUUGACACUGUGUCCGGUUUCCUGCUGAAACGCACCAAGGACAUGGUCAACAAAUACAGGCAGCUACUGGUUAGAGAAGCCCAGCAGGAGAGUCCGUCAGCAGAGAUGGUGAUGCUGGAGCGCCUCUUCCUCCAGGCUGAACGAUGCGCUUUAGCGGAGGACAGACGGAGAGUCCGCAGGGACCCAGAGUCAUUUAUGAUGGCCUUGGCUACAUCAGCGUCUUCGCCCCAUGGCGCCCACUCCUCCGGUCCCUCCCAACACUACUCCUCUGGCAGCCCCUCCUCUCCACCAGCCUGGACCAGACUGUCCGACCGGCCCCCGGGACUCAAGACGUACCGCUCCAGCUCCCGUGGGGCUCUCAGGCUCACCAUCAAGCAGGAGUCUGGCUCCCGUAAAGUGGUUCACAACUCUGCCUGUGACCCGGGACUCAAGAGGGACCACAGGGGGCAGCUGACCAACGGCGGCGGAGCUGUGAACGAACACCACUCUCAGGCACCCAACGGAGCACCCCAGGGUCCUCAGCAUGACGCGGAGAUCUGCAACGGAGGUCUUCCUUGUAACACUGCAGCGGAUGUCCCACAGACAGCACCCGAUUCCAAGAUAAAAGCCCCAAAUCCUUUUUCUAUGCCAGAGCAACAGGCUGGUUGCUUCGAGUUGCCUCCCAGAGAUGUCAGCGCCCCAAAACUGAAAUGCUACAGGUUGGAUGCGUCGCCUCGGCCGGAGCAGCGGUUCAGCCCGCCGCCUCCUCCCCUCCCAGAGGACAACAUGCUCAGUGAACAUCUACAGAGUGCCAUCGACAGCAUCCUGGAGCUUCAGCGUCUGCAGGGCCCCUCGGCGGCCCAGACCAGGGCCACGUCAGGCCCUUCACUGGACCAGGCUGUCACCAGCAUCCUGGAGGGACACCUGUGAGGUAAUCUGCCCUGGCAGACGUCCACACAGAUACAGCAACAUCUGUCUGGUGAACUUAACUUCUUAUCUGUUCCCAGAACUAGAAGAGAUUUAAUUUCUGGGUUCCAGAGAUUACUUUUUAGGAACUGAUUGUUUGUUUGAAAGAAGGAAGGGGGGGGGGGAGAGGCACUAUAAAGAGAUGCAUACCAGACAACAGCACUAUCUAUAGUCUGAUAGAUGUUAGAUACUUCAUUUUGAUGUAUACGUUUGUGGAAAAAAAAUCUAUUUGAAUAGGAGCUAUAUUGUUUCAGUGGUAGUUAAGUCAUUCAGAGGUUUACGACACUGGUGUAACCUUCAUCAGCAUAUAGUAUAUAAGUAAUAGUGAGGAUAACGAACACGUGGCGUAGACUGAGAUUAUUCAAUAGUUUUUUAUAAGAUUUCUUUCAAAUAUGUGAAGUUUCUUUUGCAUAGUGCCAAGCUUCCAGGGUAUUUAUUUUGGUAAUCUGUGCCAAUUGUGUUUUCAAAUGAGUUGCAUUGAGAAAGGCAGUGAGUGUGUGACGAGUGUUUGUGUGUGUGUGUGUGUGUCUUUAUUUGGAUUAGUUUGUGUGGAUCUUAAGAGAGUGUGUGUGUGUGUGAAAACAUUGCAUCCUGCGAUGGGACGGUACAUAAAACCCCCGCAGGCUCCAUCAUCUCGGCUUAUCGAAUGAAACCUCCAAAGAAUUUGUGACUUGCUACAUCCUGAAUACACCAGCAAACGUCCAUGUUGUGUCUCUUCCCUAAAACUGGAGUCUGUCCUUGCUAAAGAACCCGAGGGGAACACAAAAAAAAUUAGGCAGUCGUGGGGUUUUUUUGGGCCCUUGUUGUCAUUCAUUCUGGAAUCUGAUGUGAAAUAUUUCUAGCUUUCAGAGACAAGAAUGGUUCCCAAACUUUAUGUAUUAACAUGCAAGCAAUAAUGAGUUAGGGUUGAUAGGAGCAGUGGUGGUGCAGUGAGGAGGAGGAGGAGGAGGAAGGGGGAGGUUUUUGUCUACCGUUGAAUGAAAACAAAGAUUGUUUUUCAGAUGAGAGAUUUUGCCAGCAAAGCCCGUGUAGUUUAGGAAUUGUGUUUCAAACACGUUUCAAGGGUUUGAGGGUCACUAAACGGCAUAAAUGAUCAUGCAAUUGUCCAGUUUGGGAAAGAAAAACACCAAAACUGCGGUUGUUUUCCAUGACACACUGUACAGAGCUUGAGCCUCUCUGCAUCAUCAAACAGCCUUUGACCAAAAGCUAGAGGAAUCAUCCGCUUUCACGUUUACAAUUCUUUUAAUUUAUUAAAUUAUUUGUUUGAAGCCCGCUGUGUUAAGCCGGAGAUAUUAUUUUUACGCAGCCAUUGUGAAGCAAUAUGAUUUUUUGCAGCAUCUUAUGUUAAUGUGACAAUCUUAUCUGUUUGUGUGAAAAUGUGACUUCUGUUCAUAUGAACAUACGCGAGGGAGAUGAGGUCAUUUGCAUCGACUGUGACAGCUCUCCCUCAUAAAACAUGUGGAAAAUAUUCUUUGUAGAAGGGUUUUUAACUUGAAGGUCAAAAUGUUAACGCUGCAAAAUGUCUUUUUGUAAUAUAAAUUGAAAAUGCGCUUCAAAAUUUAGCUUUUGGAGAUACUUUUAGGGGUCACGGUUUGACUUGCGAAUUGGAAAUGUUUAGAAUAUGCCUUAUUGUCAAUUCAGUGUACCUUUAUGGGAAAUGGAAUCUGCAAAGAAAAGAUAAUUAAUGUGAUGUUUUAAAUACUGUAACAUCUGGUGUUCUGAAAUGUGAAAGUAACCUGUCCCUUCAAAAAAGAGAAAAAAAAAAAUCUUCCAGAGAUUUGGGGCUAAAUCAAACAGGCCUUCUCAUUUCUUGAGUUGCAUUGUCAUUUUUUUUUAAAUGUAAAAUUGUCUUUUGUUGGAAUAAACAAAAGGAGUUAAUAAUAUGCAGUAAUGUAAUGUUGCCAUCCUCUGCAGUAGUAUGGAGUGGACACACACUGGAGGAUUCAUAAAGGACUAGUUGGAUAUUCUAUUCUUAAAUACACUUUGAUACCACUUGUGUGUCUGUAUGCUAAAUACAAAGUGACAGCUUAGCUUAGCAUACUGGAAACAGAAAGAGCUAGCUUGGCUCUGUCCAAAGGUAACAAAAUCCACCUACCAGUACCUCUAAAGUUCACGUGAUACUGUUUUAUGUGGAAUUGUGUUCUGAAUUAUUUCUUGGCCAGGAGAAGCAACUUCCUUAAAAUGUCAAUCGAUAUUUUUUAAUGUUUCAAAUCAUUAUGUGAUAAUGAGAAAGGGGUCGUUCUUAGAGUUCAAACUACAGAGGCUCAUAACCUGAAUCUGCAGUUACGCUGCGCUUUAGAGCAAGUUUCUGCUCAUGGUUUCUUUCCAGCCGCAAUUACUGUUUGGUUCACUCUCAUAGUGUAGUUUUUCAGCCAGAUUAGGCAGCUGUUUUCAGAGACAAAGCUCUAAAAAAACCUACUGUUCACUACCCGCUCAGCACCAAACAGCAGACAGAUUCAGCUGGCAACUAGCUGGUGGACGUAGUGGAGCAUUUAGCAGCUACAGAGCCAGCUAUUUCCCUCAGGAGUUGGUAGACAUCUGUAACUGCUGAAUGUUUGCUAACAAGUUCGUUUUAUGCUGCCCCCAAGUGGCCUAAUAAUUCAGUUAUUGCAGUUUCCGAUUGCCUGGUAACCGCACAGCGACAACCAGACAGAAAUAGUCUGGCACAGACUUUGUUUUUUGUACAUAUUAAUCUAAGUAGAUAUAACUGUUAAUUAGUGAGGUGGUAGGUGGAUUUUAUUACCUUUAGAGAGUUUGCGGUAACGUUAUUAAUCUUUUUCCUAUCUGCAAGAAAGAAUCUGCUUAUUUCCCUAAUUAUUCCUUCAACAGUCCCAAAAUAAAUGAGCAUAAAAACAUUAAAUCUCCAGGUGUGUUUCCGCCCUCAAGAGGAUUCACUGUAAUGCAGUAAAGAUGUCAGAGUGUCUUUCAUAACACAGGAUUGCACUCCAUGUCACUCUAAACUUCUUAAAAGGGAAUUCCACCAAAAUGUUUUUAUUUUUAAUAAAGUAUUUCCCAAUGUUUGCCCGUAUCUUUCUCCUCUUUAAUGCUCAAGAUGAAAAGAAAAAUAAAUUCUCAAGUCACCUUUGGUGGAAUCCCUUUGAAUGAAGCAGCCUCAUGUGCCACUGUUAUUGUUGCAUUAUGUCUGCAGUGUCAAACACUGACCAUUUGACACAUGCUUAGUUUUCUCAGCAUUUUAAGACAUCUGCAUGUUGAGCCAUUUUGGUAUUUUUGUAUUUGUUUAUUUUUUUUCCUGACUGAACUGUGAAACCAGGGGAGCUCAUAACUCUACACUAAUUCAACUUCAGAUACAAAACAUUUGACUGACAGAUUGUUCUGAUGCCAAAAUCAAGAGGCCUUAAUUCAGCAAAACUAGAUUGUAAAAAAAAAAUGUCAUUCCUGACAAAAAAAAAAAAAUCCAACUGAAGACUCCUUUGACCUGAAAGUCAUGAGUGAUUCAUAUAUGAAAUGUUAAGAAAACCGCUUUUGUACUCAUUUUUACAGACUAUUUAUUAAACUGUGAUUUUGUAAGAAAUAAAAAUAAAAAACCUCAA
This is a messenger RNA of Micropterus dolomieu (smallmouth bass), 7686 nucleotides long. Its product is annotated as BRD4-interacting chromatin-remodeling complex-associated protein. Gene Ontology annotation, cellular component: SWI/SNF complex. Gene Ontology annotation, biological process: positive regulation of DNA-templated transcription. The transcript is spliced from 14 exons. The record is from RefSeq and is a predicted model, not a curated record. Lineage: Eukaryota; Metazoa; Chordata; Actinopteri; Centrarchiformes; Centrarchidae. Bases 248 to 4099 code for a protein of 1283 amino acids.